This is a messenger RNA of Rosa rugosa (rugosa rose), 822 nucleotides long. RefSeq names its product thioredoxin O2, mitochondrial-like. The record is from RefSeq and is a predicted model, not a curated record. Bases 13 to 600 code for a protein of 195 amino acids. Lineage: Eukaryota; Viridiplantae; Streptophyta; Magnoliopsida; Rosales; Rosaceae. The transcript has 6 exons.
ACCCUCCUACACAUGGAAGCAGCAGAGCUCGACACGAAAAUGGCGAGAAGAAACUCAGGGCUUCUCCUGGUGCGCCAAUUGCUUGCCAAUCGCAGCAACCUCUGCGCUGCUCUUCUUCCUCACCACAACCUCCCUUCUUAUUCAAUCCCAACCCUAAAUUCAUUCUCAAAGACCCAAUCUUCACCUCCUCCCAAUCCAAAACCCUUCUCCAAUUUCUCAACCUUUCGAUCCCUCUCAUCAUCCUCAGGUGCUCCCUCCAACAUUGUAGUCGUUAAGUCUGAGGAUGAGUUGAAGAGCGCACUGAGCAAAGCUAAAGAUGGGUCUCUGCCGGCGAUUUUUUACUUCACUGCAGUGUGGUGCGGGCCGUGCAGGUUCAUAGCUCCAGUUAUUGGGGAAUUGAGUGAGAAGUACCCACAUGUGACGACAUUUAAGAUUGACAUUGACGAGGAGGGCCUUGGAAGUGCAUUGGGCAAGUUGAAUAUUUCCUCUGUGCCAACAUUCCAGUUCUUUCAAAAUGGGAAAAUGGCAGCUGAAGUUGUUGGUGCUGAUGCUGCACGCUUGAAAGAUAUUUUUGGAAAACUCUACAAGCCGGACUUGUGAACAAAGAGAGAAGCAAAACAAGGCGAGUCUAGGUGGAGCUGCCAGCAAAAGAUGUAAUAUGAAAUCAUUGUACAAGAAGCUGAUUAUAAGCUUUCUCUUCUCCACACUGGCUUGUCUUUUGUUGACCCACUAGGUUUUAGCGUGUUAAAUCUUAAAACCAUAUGAAUUCUGAACCUGUACAAUGGAUGAAGUUUUAAAUAAAAGGUUUAGUUCGAAAUACAA